Molecule: messenger RNA, 4449 nt
Organism: Diachasmimorpha longicaudata
Lineage: Eukaryota; Metazoa; Arthropoda; Insecta; Hymenoptera; Braconidae
Gene: vret
Exons: 4
Coding region: 279-3965 (1228 amino acids)
Molecular function (GO): RNA binding
Source: RefSeq, a predicted model, not a curated record
AUUUAGAAUCGAGAGUUAAUUGACUUCGGGUGAUGUUUUCACGACGCACACGACUCAUUACCGCCAUUUUCGACGGUUCGAGCCGGUUGAAUCCUUUGUCUGUUGUCAGUUCCCCUUAUCAAGGCGAAUCGUAUACAUUGAAUCCAUUUUCAACAUUCGAAAUAUUCAACAAUUGAUUGUUGAGUGACUUAGUCUACCUCUAACAUAAAAAGCAGGUUCACGGUUGUUUGUAAGCGACAGCCGAAAUUAUUGAACGAAUCUGUUGAAUACGUAGCAGAAUGCCGGAAUCCUGUAAGCAGAGUGUUCGAUUUGGUGAGGAUUAUGCCUUGUACGUGACAAACUUGCCUCUUGAGUUGAAUGAGGAUGGAAUUUCGAAGAUUUUCAAGAAAUAUGGAACCGUGAAGGCGAUAAUAGCCCCCACGGAGGGACAAUUUGCAUUUAUUUCCUAUGGAACCUACGCUGAAGCAGAAGAUGCCAUAAGAUCGCUGGAUGGAAAGCCUCCCCUGGACCUGAAGGUCCAAUUUCGUCGAACGAAAACGGAAAAGGCUUUUACUAGGCUCGAGGAGCUCCAGACAACUGAGCUACGCACUGACUUUUCACCUCCAAUUCCCUCACUUAUGAAGCAAGAUCACGUAUUGAGUGGCCCUUGCUCUCACCACCCACUCCACGAUUCCCCCAUUGGAUUACUGCGAAAUAAAUUUCCUCCACAAGAAUAUGACAUUGCUCCAGCUCAUUCAGUGCCCCCAAAUUUCUUGCACUAUCCCUACGACAGAAUUGAAUAUCCAGAGACAAAUGCCCUGUGGUCGAGAGGGUCCCUGACAGUCAACGCCGCUGGACGUAGGCACGUAACGAUGGGCAGAGGGUACACUUUGUACAACAUAUCAGAGCCACGUCCGGGAAUAAUCAAUGACAUUGCCAGGAUCUACGAGAUUCGACACUCAGGGUGUUACCAGUAUGGAUCAGAUCAAUGCAAAAAUGAUUAUGGAGAAUGCUUGCGCUGCUCGAGAGACACAACAUUGUGCUGCUCUGUGUGCGAGGGAUUUUACUGCAGCAGAGCCUGUCAGGCAGCUGACUGGUCUAAACAUCAGGAGCAGUGUGGAAAAAUUCCUCCUCUGGUCGGUGCUAACUCUCACCAGCCAGUCCACUGCAGCGAGGGGGUGACUGCGACCCUUUUGGUGAAUCCGCAGCCAGUUGGGGCAGGGGAAGUGGGGAAGCAGACGAGUCAGUCAACUUAUGAAAUUCAGGAAGUGGAGGAGAAACAGCAGAAGGAUGUACCUCUGCGACUUCCCAAGAUAGUCAUGGAACCUAGUGCAACGAACACUGUUACUGGGAAAACACCUCAGGCCCCAGUACCAACUGUCACUUCACAAGUGAAACAAAGUCUUUUACCUGAUGUUGAAGAAAUUUCGAAACCAGCUGUGGAGAACGUCGACACAGUCCCAUCAGAACCGCUGAAAGUCACUAAUGGAGUCAGAGAUAGUCAUACUGAUAUCAUCACUCGAUCCAAUGCUGACAAUUUCCUUCCCUCAGCGAAAUUUACUGAUGUCCUGAUUACGUCUGUCAAGGAAGCUGGAGUAUUAUUCUUCGUUCAGAAGGUUGAGGACAAUGAGAGAAUUGCUGAACUCAUGCAGAAGCUCAAUGAGAGCAUUCAGCAGUGUCCGCCAGUUGAUGAACCAGUCAUUGGGAAGAUCUAUGGAGUGAUCUAUGAUCGCAUCUGGCAUCGAGGGCUUGUUAUGUCUUUCAAUCCUACAGUUGUCGAUUACAUAGACUGGGGUACGAAUGAGGCGGUGCCAUCAGGCAGUGGUUUCAGGGACAUUGGGGCAUUGGCUGAGCCACCGAGAUUUUCACAGCUGAUCAGACUUCCAGAGAAAUUCUCCAACAAAUCCAAAGAUCUUGAAAUUGAUUCCGUGAUUUCAGUCAAAAAAAUCAGUCUCGACAUUGAUGACGGUGUUUGCGUUAUCAAUGUGGAGAGAUUCGAGGAGAAGAAGCCAGUUGCGACAGUCCCUGUUCCUGCAACUCCACCAGAUGCUCCAACAGCUCAGAGACUCUCCAGUGUAUUGAGUUCUAUCACUGCUGGAACAAAACUUGUGGCCGAAAUUGUUCAUGUUAACUCCAGCUCAGUGCGAGCUGUCGUGACUUUCGAUGCCGUCCACGCCAUUUUCGAGAGUCUGUUGACUCCAUUCAAGGACGACUGUGAUGGGAGAGCAUCGAGCUACCCUAGUUAUGUGCCAAAGGUUGACGAGUUGGUUGCAAUCAAGAAACCACAUGACGAGUACUGGGCCCGUGGUUAUGUCUUGAAGUAUCAACCACCAAGCAUUGAGAUUGCUUCUCUCGACGAAGCCACCAUUGUCACAUUUGUAGAGAAAAUAAUUCCCCUGAGUCCGAAGUACAGAGAUAUUUGUGUUUUCUCAAUCAUAAUGAAUGCUCAUUCAGGCCAGUCCCUGCUUACCAUUCGGCAAGGUAGUGUCGUGGAACUAGACGUGACUGCGAUCAACAGCACCGCAGCUGGAGCUGUGUUGGAGGUGGACAUGAAGAAUGAUCAGGGGAUCGUAACCACAGGACUGCAGUUGAAUGAAUGGACUCCAUGGGAAGUAGAAUCCCCUGAGGUGGACACUCCAUCGACAAAGACUGUUGGCACAAAAAUUGAUGCCACAGGGCAGGGAAAGGUACAGAACUCUUCAUCAAAUGCCAAAAAAAUUGUCCAACAAAUGACAUUGAAAAACAACACCAGGGUCAUUAUCCAGUCAUACCGCAGUCCCAGUCUGAUGUUCCUUCGUAGUGUUGAGCCCGAAGAGGUUGAGAGGCAUGAUCGUCUGAUGCAGGAGGUAGCCAAGUGCGCUUUGACAUCACCAGCAUUAGAAUCCCUUCCACAAUCUGCUGAUUACGUGUUAGCUAAAUUCGAGGAUGACAACUACUACAGGGCUAUGGUGAUUUCCUCAGACCCCGAAACGAAACAAGUGAAAAUAGUCUACAGUGAUUAUGGUAAUAUUCAGAUAACGAGCCUGGACAAGCUGAGAGCAAUGCCGGAAUACCUGAUGAGUGAGGUCUGCUGCGUAAAGAAAGUGAAACUCCAGGGUAUCAAGACAAGCCCUCCGACUGAAGAGGCUGUUCUUCGCCUGGCAAAUGCUGUCGCCAAUGAGGAGGAAUUUGUCUAUGAGCCUCAGAGCUCUCUCCGGAACGAAGAUCUCGUGAUUCUCACGAGCCCGGCAACAGGAAAAACUUUGAAUGAUCAAAUCAAUCUGCUCCUGACACCAACGUGGGAGCGUGAGGGAAAAAAUGAAGGUUGUCAAUCGUCAACAGCACAAUCACCAGCUUCGUCAGUCAUGGAAGCACCGGUGGUGCCAGAGAAACAGGAAAAUAUCGUACUGCAACCGGUCAGCACUGAGUGCUUCAUGUUGGAGCACAUGGCAACUGGAACACUUGGUAAAAAUGGUGAGACUGUUUCUGCUCUGUUUCUCGAGACCAUCCAGCCAGGCUGCAAGUUUGUAUUUGCACGAGAAGAUACCGAAAUGAUUGUUCAUGUGACCAGUGUUAUGCCGGAGAUGAUGAAACAGUACUGUGAAUCGUCCAGCCACUACAUUCCACGUAACAACGAACUUUGCAUCGCUCUCUUCGAGGAUGGACAGUGGUACAGAGGCUGCUGCAUCGAUCCCAACUCAACAGCCUCGUCGGCUCUCGUUUUCUUCCUAGAUUUUGGGAAUUUGUCAGAAGUUCGACACACUGACAUGAGGGAGAUGACGCGUGAUUUUUUGAAACCGGAGGCAUUCGGAUGCAUCUGCACUAUUCUUGAUUUCAUUGAUAAAUCUACUGGUGAGGUGUCACAACAGGUGCUGGCGAGACUGGAGGCUCUGCUACUGCAGAAUGAAACGUAUCGAGUCGAAAUUGCUGGAUUCGAUGGGGACGAGUAUCAGAUUAAGUUACCAGAGAUUCAGUCCCAACUCGUAGAGGAGGGCCUGUUGUCGUAGGAAGGAGAAAAAAAAAUUAUUUUUUUACAUGAGUUAUUCUCUAGUGGAUUUAACGAAUAUUCACGAUGCUUUUUUUACUUGUAUAGUUUGUUUUUUCAGUAUCUUGGGGUACCCAAGGGUUUAAUCGUUUCGGUAGAGAUUAUACUGAUUUCUAACAUGACGUCGUGGGUUCAAUUGAGUUGAACACCAUUUUUUUUAUAAUAGUUCAACUAUGAUUUAGUUGAAGUAAUCUUCUCUUUUAUCGUCGGGAUUAAUUUUUGCAAAUAUUUUCUUUCAUAGUUAUUGGAGGAGGGGAAGUAUCCAUUAUUCAAUGUUAUUUGUUAAUAACUAGUAAUUUUUUCUUUGAUUUUCAACGUUGGAUAUGAAAUAAAUAAUUUUCAUGUUUUUUUUUCACUUUAUGGUUUUGUUUAUUUUUAUAUUUUAAUAGUUUGUUUGAGAAAAUGAUAAAUAAUGUUCUUAAAUAAAGUAUAAAAUGCUCAAACAA